ACUUUGACAAAUAUCUGUCAAAACCACAAAGUUUCAAAUUGUUUCUGAAUAAAUGCAUAACAACUCGGUUCUGCUGAGCAAACACUCUGAAAUGCACUAUUUCAUUUUUCCCAUGAUGAAUUUAAUUCUCUGGGAAUACUGUAAAUCACAUACUUUAUCCUGAACUUGAUGACCCAGCGCUUUUACCGUGCACUUCUCCACCUCCUCCUUCCUCCUUACUUCCCAUGUUUAAAAUAUUCUUAGAGCUGAAAUAAAAUAUGCAAAUGUAAUCAACUGCUUCAAAAUUCAUGAAUUUGACAUGCAAACGUUGAAGCUCAGACUUUGUGAUAUUUCUUGUCGAAAAUUCUGCUUUCGUGACAGAAAAAAAAGAAAAAUCUAAAGUUAACCAGUCUUGUACUUUUCCUGCAGGUUAAAGUCAAACAGUCUGUUGCAACGGCCUGUCCUUGACGAAUGACUGUGUAGUGACGGGUCCUUGUUUGCUCAAUAAGUAAUGAUUAGAUUGGGGGUUUCUGUUCCCCAAAUGACUGUGCAUCAGAUUCAACAGUGCUCGCUUGCAAAUUACGUCUGGCUGAUACUCAAAGCUGCCCGACAACAGUAAGUUUUAUGUUGUGAGUCAUUGUACUGAACAUCUUGUGCAUGUACUGGAAAUGAUUUGUCAUCUGUACCUGUUGUAUUUAUGCUCAAAACACUUGGAAUGUUUGCAAUGUUUCCUAAUUUUCUCCUCAUAUUUAACCUUCUGUGUCUUUUACGUCUUGUCUCGUAGUAAUGAAUGCCUGGUUUACCCUCGCUGUCCUUUGCUUGGCAUGUUUCUGCCAUGGCACUUUGUCCUGUCCGGCGCUUUGCAAAUGCUACUCCAGAAGAGCUGAGGUGGUCUGUAAUGACGUCCCGCUGACAGAGUACCCAUCUGAGGGUCUUCCGAGGAACACAACGCUAUUGACCAUCCAGUUCACCAACAUCACCACCAUCACCGAGCGCCAUUUAAACGAUACGCCUCUGCUGCAGGGGCUCCACCUGUUCAGCAACCGCCUCCAGAGUCUUUCCUCUCACCUUCUCAGGGGCGUUUCUCACCUCAAUACCUUGGAUCUCACAGACAAUAAACUGAGUCACCUGCCUGCAGAUGUUUUCAGCCAUGCACCGCUCCACAGUUUGGUACUGAAGAACAACCUGUUAGACAAAGCCGAAGCAGACUGGCUUUCAGAUAACAGCAGCGUGACCUGGUUGGACUUAUCAGGAAACCUUUUAACAAAAAUCCCAGCAGGUCUGCUUCAAAAACUGCCGCUCCUGGAGAACCUGGACCUUGCUAACAAUCGUCUGGAGAAGAUCUCUGCAAAGUCUCUGGACCCCUUGACCAAACUUGAAAGGCUGAACCUACAGGAUAACAAGCUGAACACCUUGGACAUGUCGAUAUUCCAGAACACCCACAACCUCACCAACCUGUUCCUUUCUCGUAAUAAGCUUCAAAAACUUCCCCAAAACCUUUUCCAGGAGCUCACCCAACUCCGGCACCUGAGUCUGGAUGACAACCAGCUGAAGCACAUCCCUCCAGGUUUGCUGGAUCAGCUAGUCUCUCUGGAUGAGGAGGGGCUGGACCUAACUGCUAACCCCUGGAUGUGUGAUGGAAAGAUAGAGUAUCUCUGGAGGUGGCUUCAGAAGAACAAGAACAAGGCUUUUCUUCCAGAGACCAUCACAUGUGCCACACCUCCGUCUCUGGCAGGACGCUCAGUCAUGUCACUGACAGAAAAUGAACUAAACCUUUAAUCCUUACUUUAAAAAACAUGAUUAUUUUGGCAGAUAUUGCAAGAGCAAUCCAAGCCACAGUUAUAGAAAUUGUCAAAACAAGCAUCCUCAGAAUGUGAUUUAUAAGCCAGUGCAUAUUUUUAGUACCACAAUAUCUCAUGUAUUAUUGUAUAAUGUGACACAGUUUACCUUCAUCAAAAAAUUUUAUUUGGCUUUCCUACAAUUUUAAGAAUAUUUCAAUUACUUUUUCCUAAUUUGUAGCUGAGUCAGGAUCUCAAAAAUUCAGUAGAAGUCUUUGUGAUGGUUGGAAAAUGACAAAGACUUCAUGGAGAAUGGAUUUGCUUCAAUCAGGCGAUCCGUUUAUUUGCGUACAAAUGAGAAAACUGACAGACGAAGCUUCGCGCUCUCUCAAGAGUCAGUUCUACCUAAUACAGAA
Molecule: messenger RNA, 2173 nt
Organism: Sphaeramia orbicularis (orbiculate cardinalfish)
Lineage: Eukaryota; Metazoa; Chordata; Actinopteri; Kurtiformes; Apogonidae
Product: leucine-rich alpha-2-glycoprotein-like
Exons: 1
Coding region: 766-1758 (330 amino acids)
Cellular component (GO): plasma membrane
Molecular function (GO): protein binding
Source: RefSeq, a predicted model, not a curated record